This is a messenger RNA of Aspergillus neoniger CBS 115656, 1845 nucleotides long. Its product is annotated as HET domain-containing protein. The coding region runs from base 1 to 1845 and encodes 614 amino acids. NCBI's taxonomy places the organism in Eukaryota, Fungi, Ascomycota, Eurotiomycetes, Eurotiales, Aspergillaceae. The transcript has a single exon. The record is from RefSeq and is a predicted model, not a curated record.
AUGAGCCUUCAAUACGACACACUGGAUCCUAACCAACGACAAAUCCGACUGCUCUCCAUUCACCCCUCAAUAAUCGGAAGGGGUCCGAUCCAUUGCUCCCUCCACACCGUGUCUCUUGAUGAUUCCCCAGAGUUCGAAGCCAUUUCAUAUGUUUGGGGAACGGAAGAUGCCACCGAGCUUAUAUUCCUCGAUGGCAAGGAAUUCUAUGUAAAGCCCAACGUCGCCAAGGCUCUAUGUCAACUUCGACGUACAUCCAAGCGUCGGGAUGUAUGGGUCGAUGCUAUUUGCAUCAACCAGUGCGAUAUUGACGAAAAGAACACCCAAGUACCCUUGAUGGCCACAAUAUACACCACGGCGGAUUGCGUGGUGGCGAUGCUGGGAGAUGCCACCCCAGAGAUCGAGCUGGCGGUGGCAUGGGCAGAGAGAUAUAGGGAGAAGAGAUUGACCAAAGGGGCCUUACACUGGUGGUGGCUCGAUAUAGCGAGAGUCUUUUCUGAUAAGGCUAAAGUCAACAGGGUUUAUAUGGACUGCGGUACCUUACGAGGCAUGAUCCAGAUCAUGACUAUGCCUUACUGGUUUCGAAUGUGGACGUACCAAGAAUAUCUGCUGCCAAAGCGCCAGCCACUUGCUGUCUGUGGGAAUUUGAAAUUCAAAAUCUCGACAGUGCUAGAGGGGCACUCUGCAUACUUGAAAAUAUCGGCCGCCAGCCACGGAUUCGGGUGGGUUGGCAACUUACCAUCUGAGGAUGUAGCGUCUCUGAAACGGCUAUGGGGUACGACCUGCGAUGAGUUUCACGAGGUCUGCAAACACGACGAAGUAUGCUUCCUCAGAGGUAAUCAGAGGUUUGAUUAUCGGUAUGUUCCAGGGAACCAUUUCGAGCGAACAAGUCAUCGGAAAUGCCAGAAUCCCAAGGACAGAAUCUAUGCCCUCUAUGGUGUCAUGCCGGACCUCCAGGAGGCUUUUCCUCCAGAUUAUAACAAAACAUUUGAGCAGAUUGCGCUGGAAACAACGAUUUGGAUGAUCGGUCAAGAGGAGUCCAUGUUUCUCAUGCUAGCUCCUUGUGCUGCACCCGAUACAUGGAGCACUCGGCUACCUUCCUGGGUGCUGGAUUAUCGCCCAGGCUCCGCACAUUUCAUAACGUCUUACCGGAACCUUCGUCUAUUGAAUUCCAUGGUAUUACCUGAACACUUUCAAAAAGCCAAGCCACCCAACAAUGGAUUAGAGCAUAUGAUAACUAAGGUAUCUGACAAUAAAUUAAUUCUACACCUCCCUGCUAGGCGAUUCGCUAAAUGCCAGGCUUUGUUGCAAUUUUCAACGGAUACACGCAUGAUUGCAAGUCAACUCAUUAAGGUCUUUGAGAUGAUAGAGGAGCUGUGGAAAAAUAUCGAUUGUAUCAAAAGCUUGCAACAACAUCUUCUCGACACAUGGUCCGCUUAUCACCUUGGCUCGGGGAAUAUUUUAGACGUUAAGAUACGUGGUAUGCUAUCGAAGAUAGCGGAGCUAGAUCUACCAGUUACCGAGGGGGAAAUGUGGGAGAGAGAGGGUGUUCCGACGGCUAUUUUCGAACGUCUCCAAAUUCUUGGAGGCCACUGGCUUUUUCUAGCGCAUAAUUUCCAUCUCUCCCUCUUUGGAAUCAGUCGAGAGACAGUGGAAGAUGAGGACAUUUUCACUAUCCCGUAUCUCCUGAAUCGCCCGCUCAUACUUCGCAUCAGUGACACCGUGGUUAACAAGGGCGAGAAACCGUACUAUAAAGUAGUUGACCAGGCCAUCGCGGGCAAUGUAUACCACCGUUCAUUGCGUGAAGCUUUCACACAACAAUCUAUAGAAGAGUUUCUUGUGAUUUGA